Magallana angulata is the source of this 2038-nucleotide messenger RNA. RefSeq names its product solute carrier family 25 member 35-like. Bases 160 to 1080 code for a protein of 306 amino acids. Lineage: Eukaryota; Metazoa; Mollusca; Bivalvia; Ostreida; Ostreidae. The record is from RefSeq and is a predicted model, not a curated record. The transcript has 5 exons.
GGAUUCACAUAAGUAAGAUUCAUCAAUCAACGGUUACACAAAAAAACACAGCUGCACAGAUAUUUACUGAGGUUAAAAAAGGGAAUGUAAACGUAAUGAUAUGUGACCAUUGAUAUUUUCCCCUUUUCACAAAAGUCAUCUCGCAGUACUGAUAAAGAAAUGGAGUUUUUGAUAGGCGGUAUCGCAGCUUGCGGCGCGGGCCUCUUCACUAAUCCACUAGAGGUGGUCAAAACUCGCAUGCAGCUGCAAGGAGAGUUACAGGCUCGUGGACAGCAUGCCAUUCACUACAGAAAUUCCUUUCAUGCCAUCAAAACAAUAGUGAAAACAGAUGGGAUCUUGGCCAUUCAAAGUGGCCUUGUUCCAGCUUUGUGGUACCAGCUUGUUAUGAAUGGUAUUCGCCUUGGUUCCUAUCAGACUAUGUUGAAUAUUGGUAUCACAAAGGACAAACAUGGAAAUGUUUCUUUUCCAAAAAGUAUUAUCGCAGGAGCAUGUGCGGGCUGUAUGGGUGCAAGCAUUGGAAGUCCAUUUUAUAUGAUAAAAACUCACAUGCAGUCAAAAGCAGCUAAAGAAAUAGCUGUUGGACAUCAGCAUCCUCAUGAAAGCAUGUUACAUGGGCUCAGGUCAGUAUUCCAAAGCUACGGAUUCACUGGGCUGUGGAGGGGAGUGUCAGCUGCUAUUCCUAGGGUAAUGGUUGGGUCAGCUACACAGCUAUCCUCAUUUACCAAGUCAAAGGAGUAUCUUACCAAGCGUCAGAUAUUUCCUGUGAACAGCUGGUUAAAUACUUUUGGUGCCACAAUUUGCAGUGCAUUUACUGUGACAAUGUGUAUGACGCCAUUUGAUGUUGUGUCGACGCGAAUGUACAACCAAGGUAUUGAUAAGCAUGGCAAUGGAUUGCAUUACAAAAACGUAGUAGACUGUUUUGUGAAGAUUUUCCGUACAGAGGGAUUAUGGGGUUUCUAUAAAGGAUGGGGACCCUCAUUUUUGAGACUUGGACCACAUACUGUACUUAGUUUGAUGAUUUGGGACAGACUGACAGUAUUUCAUAAGAAUUUUCAGAUGAACAAAGUCAUUAAAUCAUAGCUGAACUAUUUUUAGAGUAUCCAUGCAUUAUAUUUACCAGAAGUUUGUAGUCAUUACAAAAUAUUGUGCCUUGGGAGAAAAAUCUCAGAAAAUGACAUGCCGUUAUUGAAACCGUUCCUUGUUCUGUUGAAAGUGUUUAUACAUGUAUAUAUUUUAUACUCAUGUUAAUCUCUAUUUUGUUAACAGUUUGUAUUAAACUCAGGAUAUUAAUUCUGCGAGUGAAUUUUGUUACCAGACUAUCUGAGAAAACUCAGGACAUUAAUUCUUUGAGUAAUUUUGUUAAAAUAUUUUAGAAAAUUUUUUUAAGGAAAAAAGUAUGUUUUAAUACAAAGUACAUAUACACAUUUAUCUUCGUGUUGAAAAGUAAAAAGACAAAAUUAAAAGUCCUUGAAAUUAGAAAAAAAAGUAUUCUUUGAUACCACUGGAUAUAUUUUCUUUUUUUUUAAAUCUUAUUUACCGUGUUUAAUAUAAUACAUGGUAAUUUUUUCCAACUGUAACUUUUAUUCAUCAAGAAUUUUUAUAUGUGUUGUGAAAACAGUAAUAGUAAGAAGAAAUAAAUUUAUUUAUCCUUUGUUUUACAUAUCAAUGCCAUAAACUUUAUUUCUAAACAAACCACGUGAUUAAUUUUCUUUGCAUCAGAUUGUUUAAAUUUUCUAUCUCUAAUAUUAUUUAUUUUGCACAUCUUGCAUACACAUCUAAAUAGCUAGAAUUUUUAUGUUUGAGGUAGUUACUUCCCUUCCACAGAUAUCGAUUUGAUGCACAAGAGAGAUAUUAGGGAUAUCAAUGCAUGAUGCAUAUUUGGAGAAACUGUGUACACAAUACAAUGAUUCAUUGAAUAUUUCAUUUCAGGCUCAGUUUUACUCAAGUGUUUUAAUGAAUGAAUGUAAUGUGAUGUAUGUUUCCAAGAUAUGUUUUGCUAGUAUGCAUGCAUAUGCUAAUAAACAUUAUAAAUGUUAAA